AUGCAUACACUGCAUGCUAAAAUUGCAAAAAGAGAGAUGACCUCUUCCUGGACUAUCUUCGCUGUGAUCAUUCUGUGGGCUGGUUUUUCAGUCAAAAUUUGUGGCUGUCAAAGGAUCUCUUUUCCAACUGAAACGGUUUCCAAAGAGUUCGGCUUUCGAACGCAGUCUUUCGAUGCAAUAACCGACGAUGGUUACAUUUCAAGGCUGACCCGGGUGCAACGCACAUCCGGAGUCGACACCCAAAAGGAAAAAUUUCCAAUUUUGAUUUUACACGGACUCGUGGGCAGUUCCUUGUUAUGGACAGGCCUUGGGAAUCAACCCCCUAUUUCCGCUUACGCGUUCACGUUGGCUCAAGAAGGAUAUGAUGUUUGGCUGGGGAACUUUCGGGGUUCUCCAGAAGCCUCUCGGCACAAAUUUUUAAACCCCAGCGAAAAGUCUUUUUGGGAUUUCACGCCGGAUGAACACGGAAGACUCGAUCUGCCAGCAUUGAUCAACCUUGUUUUGAGGGCCUCCGGAAAAGAUAAACUAGUGUAUUCUGGCUUCUCCAUGGGCACCCACACGUUUUUCAUCUACUGUCACUAUCAUCCGGAUGCGUGUGUUCGGAAUGUUCAAGCAGCCAUUAUGCUGGGCCCCGUGUUAGACAUGACCUUUUUGGCGGAUUCAAACUUUCUGGCCGGUGCGGGGCUUUUGCUGCCUUCCGGACCAUACAGGAAGGAGCUGACAAGGAGAGGAGUUUUCAAGUUCCCCACGCCUGAAGUAGUUUCUUCUCUGCUUCCUAAUGCAGUGAAUGAGAAGUUUGUAGUUUACAGUGAGCAUCCCCCAACACCAGCGACACUUGCUGUACACGAUAUUCGACCAACAGUGCGAACGGAAGUAAUUGACAGGGUCUGGCCGGGUAAUGCCUUUCCGACGUCGUUGCUUACGUUCGAUUUUUACGCUCAGUUGACGAGGACCAAGAAGUUCCAACCUCUUGACUAUGGACCGUGGAACAAUCUUAUGCGUUACGGAUGGUUCUGGCCAACUUCGUACGACAUUGGAAGGACGAAUGUUCCCGUUUACCUGCUGGCUGGAACUGAAGAUAAAGUCGCGACUCUCCUAGAUAGUGCGAAGAUCUGGUUUUCGCUGCCUAAAGCCAAGAAUCUUCAUGUUGUUCCUGGAUUCAGGCAUUCGGAUUUUAUUUUUUCUGACAACGCUACAAUUUUUGUCCCUGAGCAUUAUCCUUCAGAAGGAUUUCCCCAAGAAUCCCAAAUCUCGUGUGAGCUCAAGGUCAAGUGCAAUCCCACUGGAUUCCUGACCCUCUCGAAGCAUUGCCAUUUUCCUGGCGCCAAUUCAAAAUUUGUGGCUGUCAAAGGAUCUCUUUUCCAACUGCCGGAUGAACACGGAAAACACGAUCUGCCAGCAUUGAUCAACGCUGUUUUGUACCACUCUGGAAAAGCUAAACUAGUGUAUUCUGGCUACUCCUUGGGCACCCAAUCAUUCUUCAUCUACUGUCACUAUCAUCCCGAAGCAUGUCGUAAGAAAGUUCAAGCAGCUAUUAUGAUGGCCCCCGUGAUGGACAUGAGCUUCCUGACGGAUGAAAAAUUCUUGGCCAUUGCG
This is a messenger RNA of Notodromas monacha, 1596 nucleotides long. NCBI's taxonomy places the organism in Eukaryota, Metazoa, Arthropoda, Ostracoda, Podocopida, Cyprididae. The record is from the annotation of a GenBank genome assembly.